AUGCCCUGCGCCUCCGCCUGGCAAUCUGGCCGGCGACUUGCAGCGCCGGCCAUGGCGGCAGGCAGCGGCUGCAGCCGCGGCGCGCUUGCGCGGCGCCAGCCGCGCAUCUUCGGCGCGGCCCCCCAUCGCUACAGACAGGGCGCAUCCGUGGCGUCUGCCGAGACGCCGCCGUGGUGGAUCCCAGAAUUGGCGCGCGACGCGGCGUGCCCGUGCAUCAUCGGGGAAUGGGCGCGGGGCGUUUGGAGCUGGGCGGUGGCCGCCGAGCUGGGCCGCGGCGCCGUGGUGGGCUUCGGAGGCGGCCGGGGCGCCGUGGCGAAGUCGAGUGUGGACGUUUUCUCGGCAGUGCUGCUGGCCGAGCUUCCUCCUGACCCAGAGGCGCAGAUGCGUCGCGCUGGGCUGGAGUUCCUAAAGUUCGCGCCCAUCCGCGACGAGGGCGCGAGGGGCGUGUCCCCGCGGUUCGACUUCCUGCUCGACAGGGCAAACCAGCUCGCGGAGCUGGCGAUCUCGGCCCCCUUCCGGACUUGGAUGCCCCUUUCGCUCCCGAGCCUGCCGGCGCGCAAGUGGGCGGAGAUCCUGCGCGAGUGCGACCGCGGGCCCCCCGGGGCGGAGCAGGAGUGCCAGCCGGUCAAGGCGGGGCUGCUUCGAGGCAGGGCGAUCGAGAAGAACGUCUCGCCCUUCGGGCCAGGCGGCGCGAGGGCGCCAGGCGUGUACUUCGCGUGCGCCGACGAGGGCGUGUCCUUCGACCUCGGACGGGCAGCAGACGGCGACGCCGACGGCGAGGCGCACUUGUCCACCGACCUAGAGCGGUGGGUGCGCGAGGCCGCCGAGGGCCCCUGGCCGGCCGACCGCCUGGAGGCCGGGCUGUGCGCGUCCGUGGAGUGUCCGCUCUGCCUCGCGCGCGCGUGGUCGGCCGCGCGGGCGGCCGAGCGACGGCGCCGCGCGGCGGCGGGCCGUUUUGCUCCGAAGCGCAAGAGCCGACGGCACCACCUCGGGGCCAAGCGCUACACCGAGCGCGGUCGUCCCCGCGCCGCUGGCGGAGCGCAGAGGCGGAGCUUUUUCGCGGGCCAGACGUUCGUCGGCGUGGGCCGCCUGCUUGAGACGGACGUCGAGGCAGUCUUCGAGGGUCGCCCCCGCGGCUCGCGGGGUCGGACCGGGCGGGGCGUCCUCGUGAAGUGCUACUGGUGUGGCGGGCCAGGCCGCGUGGCGGCCGACUGCCGCAGCCCGGGCAAUCUGCCGCGCUUGUGGCAGCUUUGA
This is a messenger RNA of Prorocentrum cordatum, 1254 nucleotides long. The record is from the annotation of a GenBank genome assembly. NCBI's taxonomy places the organism in Eukaryota, Dinophyceae, Prorocentrales, Prorocentraceae.